This is a messenger RNA of Odobenus rosmarus divergens (Pacific walrus), 3254 nucleotides long. RefSeq names its product CCR4-NOT transcription complex, subunit 2 (gene CNOT2). The record is from RefSeq and is a predicted model, not a curated record. Gene Ontology annotation, biological process: nuclear-transcribed mRNA poly(A) tail shortening; regulation of DNA-templated transcription; regulation of stem cell population maintenance. Bases 572 to 2194 code for a protein of 540 amino acids. The transcript is spliced from 16 exons. Gene Ontology annotation, cellular component: P-body; CCR4-NOT core complex. Lineage: Eukaryota; Metazoa; Chordata; Mammalia; Carnivora; Odobenidae.
ACACGAACACAAACACAAACACGCUCCGCGUCCCCAAGGAGGGCGGGCCGACGCCACCUCACCAUUCCCCGCCCCUGGACCCCGCGGCCCGCGACGGACCCAGGGCCCGUGCUCAGUGCAGAGCAACCCGUCCCCAGGAGAACUGUAGCGGCCGCAGAGGCCCUGCUCGUUAUAACGGCUACGAAGAGGCUACGCGCCUCCCGGUGAGUUGGUGGGAGACAUGCUGGAAGCCGCGGCGAAAAAGGUGAGGGAGUGAAGCGCCUCUCCCCACCUCUUCUUGAACGCGCGGGAAGCGGUCUACCCACCCCCAACCCUGUCCCGUCCGCAAUCGCCGCUCCCACCUUCCGCCGCCGCCUUGAGUGAAGUCGGAACGGCGGGGGUCACGGCGGGGGUCAGAGGGUAAAGGUCUUGCUCCCAGCAGCCUCCGCGGUGGAUACGUCGCCAUCUUGGAUCCGCGGGACAAGAAAAUUCAUGCGAGGGAGAACUGGUGGGCGGUCCUUCCUGUGACACGACCCUUGAGUGACAGUUCUAUUUGAUUGCCUCCAGUACUGUGAGGAAAGGACACGACUCUAUGGUGAGGACUGAUGGACAUACAUUAUCUGAGAAAAGAAACUACCAGGUGACAAACAGCAUGUUUGGUGCUUCAAGAAAGAAGUUUGUAGAGGGAGUCGACAGUGACUACCAUGACGAAAACAUGUACUACAGCCAGUCUUCUAUGUUUCCGCAUCGGUCAGAAAAAGAUAUGCUGGCAUCACCAUCUACAUCAGGUCAGCUGUCUCAGUUUGGGGCAAGUUUAUACGGGCAACAAAGUGCACUAGGCCUUCCAAUGAGGGGGAUGAGCAACAAUACCCCUCAGUUAAAUCGCAGCUUAUCACAAGGCACUCAGUUACCGAGCCACGUCACGCCAACAACAGGGGUACCAACAAUGUCACUUCACACGCCUCCAUCUCCAAGCAGGGGUAUUUUGCCUAUGAAUCCUAGGAAUAUGAUGAACCACUCCCAGGUUGGUCAGGGCAUUGGAAUUCCUAGCAGGACAAAUAGCAUGAGCAGUUCAGGGUUAGGUAGCCCCAACAGAAGCUCGCCAAGCAUAAUAUGUAUGCCAAAGCAGCAGCCUUCUCGACAGCCUUUUACUGUGAACAGUAUGUCUGGAUUUGGAAUGAACAGGAAUCAGGCAUUUGGAAUGAAUAACUCCUUAUCAAGUAACAUUUUUAAUGGAACAGAUGGAAGCGAAAAUGUGACAGGAUUGGACCUUUCAGAUUUUCCAGCAUUAGCAGACCGAAACAGAAGGGAAGGAAGUGGUAACCCAACUCCAUUAAUAAACCCCUUGGCUGGAAGAGCUCCUUAUGUUGGAAUGGUAACAAAACCAGCAAAUGAACAAUCCCAGGACUUCUCAAUACACAACGAAGAUUUUCCAGCAUUACCUGGUUCCGGCUAUAAAGAUCCAACAUCAAGUAAUGAUGACAGUAAAUCUAAUUUGAAUACAUCUGGCAAGACAACUUCAAGUACAGAUGGACCCAAAUUCCCUGGAGAUAAAAGUUCAACAACACAAAAUAAUAACCAGCAGAAAAAAGGGAUCCAGGUGUUACCUGAUGGUCGGGUUACUAACAUUCCUCAAGGGAUGGUGACGGACCAAUUUGGAAUGAUUGGCCUGUUAACAUUUAUCAGGGCAGCAGAGACGGACCCAGGAAUGGUACAUCUUGCGUUAGGAAGUGACUUAACAACAUUAGGCCUCAAUCUGAACUCUCCUGAAAAUCUCUACCCCAAAUUUGCAUCACCCUGGGCAUCUUCACCUUGUCGACCUCAAGACAUAGACUUCCAUGUUCCAUCUGAGUACUUAACGAACAUUCACAUUAGGGAUAAGCUGGCUGCAAUAAAACUUGGCCGAUAUGGAGAAGACCUGCUUUUCUAUCUCUAUUACAUGAAUGGAGGAGACGUAUUACAACUUUUAGCUGCAGUAGAGCUUUUUAACCGUGAUUGGAGAUACCACAAAGAAGAACGAGUAUGGAUUACCAGGGCACCAGGCAUGGAGCCAACAAUGAAAACCAAUACAUAUGAGAGGGGAACAUAUUACUUCUUUGACUGUCUUAACUGGAGGAAAGUAGCUAAGGAAUUUCAUCUGGAAUAUGACAAAUUAGAAGAACGGCCUCACCUGCCAUCCACCUUCAACUACAACCCUGCUCAGCAAGCCUUCUAAAAAAAGACUUCCCUUUUCUUGGGGUAUGGCUGUCUCAGCACAAUACUCAACAUAACUGCAGAACUGAUGUGGCUCAGGCACCCUGGUUUUAAUUCCUUGAGGAUCUGGCAAUUGGCUUAUGCAAAGGGUCACCAUUUGAGGUCCUGCCUUACUAAUUAUGUGCUGCCCAACAACUAAAUUUGUAAUUUGUUUUUCUCUAGUUCGAGCAGGGUCUGAAUUUUUUUCAUUUAUUUUCUUUUUUUGCCAGCAGACAGACUUGAGUCUGUAAAGACAAGCAAGUACACUGACAGAAGUUUACCAUUUAGUUUCUAAAAUGUAAAAAAGAAAACCCACAAAAGACUCAACAGAAUUAGACCACAAAAUUUGCAUUGUUCAUUGUAGCACUAUUGGUAAUAAAAUAACAAAUGUUUGUGCAUUUUUAUGUGAAGAUCCUUCUCGUAUUUCAUUUGGAAAGAUGAGCAAGGUCUGCUUCCUUCAUUUUACUUCCCCUUCUGUUUUUGAAAGGCAGUUUCGCCAAGCUUAAUGCAAGAAUAUCUGACUGUUUAGAAGAAAGAUAUUGCCACAAUCUCUGGAUGGUUUCCAGGGUUGUGUUAUUACUGAGCUUCAUCUUUCCAGAAUGAGCAAAACACUGUCCAGUCUUUGUUACGAUUUUGUAAUAAAUGUGUACAUUUUUUUUAAAUUUUUGGACAUCACAUGAAUAAAGGUAUGUAUGUACGAAUGUGUAUAUAUUAUAUAUAUGACAUCUAUUUUGGAAAAUGUUUGCCCUGCUGUACCUCAUUUUUAGGAGGUGUGCAUGGAUGCAAUAUAUGAAAAUGGGACAUUCUGGAACUGCUGGUCAGGGGACUUUGUCGCCCUGUGCACUAAAGGGCCAGAUUUUCAGCAGCCAAGGACAUCCAUACCCAAGUGAAUGUGAUGGGACUUAAAGAAGUGAACUGAGACAAUUCACUCUGGCUGUUUGAACAGCAGCGUUUCAUAGGAAGAGAAAAAAAAGAUCAAUCUUGUAUUUUCUGACCACAUAAAGGCUUCUUCUCUUUGUAAUAAAGUAGAAAAGCUCUCCUCA